UGAGCUGAGUGGAGCUGAGCGCACUGCUGAUGGUUGGCUGAUGCUACUGAACAAGUGAGCACUCUGGUCCCUCCGAUCUCGACUGCUGAGUGGCACAUUAGCGAUAAUAUCGAUAGUGACCAAAUGACAGAUGAGUGUGUAUGUACGCAUAUACUACAGUUCAAGUUGUGUCACGGUUGAUCCUAGUUGAGCUGGUUGAGCUGGUUGAGCUGGUUGAGCUGGUUGAGCUGUAAGACCCUAGUAAACAGAUCUCUAAUUUCGGCGGUAUCGUUGAUGGAAUGGGACCUCCACCCGUAGUUACCGGAAUUUCGCCCAAGGAAGGCCCACCUGGCACUCGGGUAAUAGUGCGUGGCGAAUUUUUAGGAACUAAAGCUCAGGAUCUCGUAGGGCUGACAAUAUGUGGAUGCGACUGUUUGCUUUCGGCCGAAUGGAAGUCGUCGAACAAAAUUAUAGCGAGAUCGGGACCUUGCAAAGGUCGCGGAGAUAUAAUAGUGACGACUCGAAGUGGAGGACAGGGGACCUCGACGGUACAAUUUCGCGGUUACCACGAAACUAUAGGCCCUAUGAAGGAAUCGGCAGUGUGGGUAGAGGAAGCACCUAUGCAGAGUUUAGGCUGGGGUAGAAGGGCAUUGUCACCUACAAAUUAUCAACAGGAAGAUCCUUUAGGACUCAGUGUGGAAGGCAAUGACAAAAAGUUUCCCGAGGAUGAGCUGAUUGAACUUUUUGGAGAUGGAAGUGGAGAUCUUACGAGCGAAAAAUUUCAUCCAGGAUGGUUUUUAUUGCAGCAUCAUCAUGCCACAACUUUGGAAGAUUUAAAGGCUGGUUUAGCUUACCUUCGAAGAAAAGUCAACUCCCAAAAGGAGGGGCAACUGUCAUUUUUAAAGGCCAAUGUAGGAGCGGUAAUGGAACAACUUGACACAAUAAUGUCGUUGAAGGAUCAAUUUGAAGCAGACGUGAAGAGUUACGGAAGCGAUCCCACAGAGAAAUUGGAAACAGCCAUUAAGCAGUCCAUGUCCGAGGCCAAUAAAUUGUUCGAUGAUGUAUUAGCAAGGAGAGACAGGGCUGAUGCCACUCGUAAUGCGUUGGCUGUUAUGCAACGUUACAAAUUUCUCUUUUGUAUGCCAAUAAACAUCGAGAGAAACAUCAAACGUGGCAAUUAUGAUCUCGUAAUUAACGAUUAUGCCAGAGUUAAGAAUCUGUUUAAAAAUACAGAGAUAGAUGUUUUUAAAAAGGUAUUGGAGGAAAUUGACAGUAGAAUCUGUAAUUUUAAAAUGUUGUUGCGAACGAAAUUACAAGAGAUGCCAUUUAGUUUAGAGGAGCGUAAAAAGAUUAUUAGAAAUCUUGUCAAUCUUGAUGCCGAAGGAGAUCCAGCAUGGGAUGCGAUAGUUUCACAAGCAAAUUAUUUAGAAAAAAGCGUUGCCAAUGCUGUAUACGAGAAUUUAGACGGAAUUAAAAUUAAUUGCGAAGACACAAGCAAAAUGUCCAAGUCCACGCCGAUAAGUAUUAAGCAUUUGCGCUCACAGAAGAAUAACGGAGAUAAUUCACCUCCGCAAAUCUCGUGUGUUGAAGCUAUUUGCGAUAUCGUGGUCGAACAGUUACCUGAUCUGUGGAGAUUGGGACAGAGUUAUUUCACUGGGCAGUUACAUGUAGCAGUAGACGUGGAAAAGCAAAGUCACUUUAAAAAUUUAGUUUUAUCGAAUAUGCAACAUGCUAUGGGAGCUAUGAAGAAUAUGUGCAGUCACGAUAUAGAGGCAAGAUGGCUUUUGCAUAUCUUACGUUGCGUUAGACAAAUGUACGCAUCUUUAAUACACCUGGAUUUGCCUAGCGAAGCUCUCGAUAUUUUUGGAUCGUUUAUACUGGAUUUAAGGAUACAAUGUUUGGGUGCUCUCUUCAAGCAAGGAACGGACAAUAUAACAGCUCUGAGUCAAAGAGAAACGUGGCAGAUAGAAUACUUGAACGAGGACGGUGGUGUUACAAGACUGCCGUAUCUGUUUGAAGAAAUAGUUUUGACAAUAUCGAGAUACGCGCGAGAAACGGUAGUUGCUUGCGGUCCAAGAGAAGGGCCACUAUUCAAUAAUCCGGCUCAUCAGAUCCUCUAUCACAAUACUAUUAAGACAUUAUUCGUAUCAUUCGCGCGAUGCUUACAACAAUUGGCAUUUAGUGGCUGCGAGGAAGCUAUGGAUAACGAUGAAACGUCGGUUUCGCAAUUAAUCGGUUCGCCUUCUGGUUAUAAGCACAAAACCAAUAAGCAUCAAGGACCGACGUGGGAGCAGUGCCUCUUAAUUUCGUUGAGCAAUAUACGGUACACCCUUAAUAUCGUUUUACCAAGAAUUGGAGAUGCCCUGAAAGCGCAAGGCUAUCCGGAAUUAUCUACCGCGGUUGGAUGGAACUCGGAUUGGACGCAAUUGGAGACAUUGGAUAGCGCCGUUCUGGAUGCGUAUCUCGAACGUCGUUGUGAUCCUCUCGUCGGUACGAUAGAACCUAGCAUGUAUCUAGGAGGUUUGGAAUGGGAUUUUGAUACAGAACCGACUCAUCUGAAGCCAUAUGCUCAAGAAAUAUUGGCGAAUCUAAUCGCAGUACACGCGGAGGUGCGUAGAGUUGCACCGGCUCUGUUACAACGGAUCUUGUCCCAUAUUAUAGAAACCAUAGCGGAGGAACUCGCGCGACUCAUGUCGUGUGUGACGCAAUUUCGUCCGGCCGGAAUCAUUCAAGCUCGAACGGAUAUAAUACUCUUGAGAAACGCUUUGCAAACUUAUAGCACAAGCAGAGCGAGAAGCUUUUUCGAGGAAGCUCUGGAGGCGAUACCUCAGCCCGCGAACAAGGAAGAUCGCAUGAGAAUAGAUGCUCUUUUGUCAAAAGUCGUAACAUGCAUGCGAUUACAACUAUCGUGUCUUGCCAGUGAGGUAACGGAUGUUCGUUAUUUAAUGGCGGACCCCGAACGCGUUACCACUGUGUAAUUUAUAAUGAUCAUAGCAGUAUGUAAUUCACUCUCCAGGGGUGUUGUAAUUAUUAAAUUAUUAAAAAUUCUAUUAUAUUGUA
This is a messenger RNA of Solenopsis invicta (red fire ant), 3039 nucleotides long. It is a transcript of the gene Sec5, whose product is annotated as exocyst complex component 2. Gene Ontology annotation, biological process: Golgi to plasma membrane transport; exocytosis. Gene Ontology annotation, cellular component: exocyst. The coding region runs from base 279 to 2957 and encodes 892 amino acids. The transcript is spliced from 11 exons. The record is from RefSeq and is a predicted model, not a curated record. Lineage: Eukaryota; Metazoa; Arthropoda; Insecta; Hymenoptera; Formicidae.